UAAUUUCUGGGUAAAUAAAGCAAUCAUUGGGGGCCUUGUGCUCUAAGCAGCAGGUUCAAUAUUGUUAUCCCGCCACACAUAGGAGACGUUCCUUCUUCUCCCAGUCACACUUUGACAAGGCAAUAGCCGUAAAGGUUAAAGUUCCUGUGUGAACAGUGAGAACACAGGAAAAUAACAUCUACCGGAUGGUGAAGGCUAAUUUCAGGACCUUUGUAAUGAUACUGUAACUUGAUUUUAGACAAAAUCUUGAAAACUGAGAUUGAUGUUUCUUGCUUUUUUGGGUUGAAGCCUUUUGGGAUUGACCGAUGGAGCAGGAGUGUUUUCUUUAUGAUGAGGGUGCGUACAGUUGUUGGUCUAAAAGGGACAUAUUCAUCUCAAGAUUAGGUCAGCUCAGUGUGAGGAAGCACUUUGAAUCUUCCGGUCCUCUGUCUUUAACCCACUUCGGCAUCCUAAACAACAGAGGGCGCUCUACUGAUAGCAAUCUGAGGGACCCAUCUCCUGGGUGAGGACCAGAUGAUCUGAGUUGUGCGCCUGGGUUUACACUUCAUUUGCUUCUUCACUUAUGUUCAGUGAACUCAUGGUGGAAUCCUGGUCCACGGGUCAAGACAGAAACUUGAUACACCCAAGAAUAAAACCAACUUAAAGAAGAAGGGUGAUGUGAACUCUUUGGAGGUGCUUUCCAAACCUCAUUCCAGAUUUAGGAUCUGAAGAUACAAAAGAAAUGGCUUUUACCACAUUUCACUUCAAAUGAUUUGAUUGAGGCUGGAUGUUUCCACUGGCCUGGUUGAGAGCUACUGUACUGGCUGAGUUCGGAGAGUUUCCUUGAUAGGAAAAAGGGCUUGCCUUUCUCAACUGGAUACAAGAAGAGGCAUGGGGGAGGUGGCUUCUCACCUGGACAGUUUUAGACGGUACAGCCUUGCUACAUGUAAGAAAUGGCUGUAGGAAACAACACUCAACGAAGUUAUUCCAUCAUCCCGUGUUUUAUAUUUGUUGAGCUUGUCAUCAUGGCUGGGACAGUGCUGCUUGCCUACUACUUCGAAUGCACUGACACUUUUCAGGUGCAUAUCCAAGGAUUCUUCUGUCAGGACGGAGACUUAAUGAAGCCUUACCCGGGGACAGAGGAGGAAAGCUUCAUCACCCCUCUGCUGCUCUACUGUGUGCUGGCGGCCACCCCAACUGCUAUUAUUUUUAUUGGUGAGAUAUCCAUGUAUUUCAUAAAGUCAACCAGAGAAUCUCUGAUUGCCCAGGAGAAAACAAUUCUGACUGGAGAAUGCUGUUACCUGAACCCCUUACUCCGAAGGAUCAUAAGAUUCAUAGGAGUAUUUGCUUUUGGGCUUUUUGCUACUGACAUUUUUGUAAACGCCGGACAAGUGGUCACGGGGCACCUGACCCCGUACUUCCUGACGGUGUGCAAGCCCAACUACACCAGUACAGACUGCCGGGCGCACCACCAGUUCAUCAACAACGGGAACAUCUGCACCGGGGACCUGGAAGUGAUAGAGAAGGCGCGCAGGUCCUUUCCCUCCAAACACGCUGCUCUGAGCAUUUACUCUGCCCUGUACGCCACAAUGUACAUCACAAGCACAAUCAAGACGAAGAGCAGCCGACUGGCCAAGCCAGUGCUGUGCCUUGGGACCCUCUGCACAGCCUUCCUGACGGGCCUCAACCGGGUCUCCGAGUAUCGGAACCACUGCUCUGACGUGAUUGCGGGCUUCAUCCUGGGCACUGCGGUAGCCCUGUUUCUGGGAAUGUGUGUGGUCCAUAACUUUAAAGGAACACAAGGAUCGCCUUCCAAACCCAAGCCCGAGGACCCCCGUGGAGUACCCCUCAUGGCUUUCCCAAGAAUAGAAAGCCCUCUGGAAACCUUAAGUGCACAGAAUCACUCUGCCUCCAUGACCGAAGUUACCUGAAACGGCUGACGUGUCACAAGCUUUUUUUUUUUUUUUUUAAUCACCCUCCAAUUCAAUACUUCAAGACACAGUUACUUGAUAUCAAACUGUGAAGACAAGUAUUAUGUUUAUCUAGUUAGAGGCUAAUGUUUUGUACAUUUUUUGUAUGAGGAAGUGAUGUAGCUUGCCCUGAUUUUUUUUUUUUUUUUUGGUCAGCUUUAAUAUAUUUAUGCCAGAAUUUUAAACAAAGUUUUCUUCUUGUUCAGGUGUGCAUUGAAGAACCACAUUUAUUCAAUGAUUGAUGUUGUUUUGUGAUAUUUGUACACAAACCUUCUUUUAUCAGUUUUAUAGACACUGAAAUGAAAUAUAAUAAUUCACUUUAAUCUUUUAUUAUCACAGUUGCUGCCUCCUCUGGAAUUUUUGAAUUUAAAAAAAAAACAACUUUUGAGUUGCAGGGAAAACAAUGUUGGUUAAUGGUAAAUCUCAAAAUCAGUUGUGUAUAAAGAAGUAUUACUUUGAAAAAGAACUUUAUAUUCUGGCUUCUUAACAUGUGAUUGCAUCCCAAGUUAAAGUAACAUAUUAAUAAGAAAAAAUCACCUAAGUUACACAAGCAAUGGCAGGAAAUUCUGGUUUUGAGGAUGUUGGUAUGAUCCUUAGAUAAUGGCCUCUCCUGGUUAAGAAAUUCAAGAUCUUUCUUUAAUCAUGCCCUUGGGCUGGCAGGUAACACUGCAGCCUUCUUUCCCAAACGACCAGCCAGUACCAGCAUACCCUGUCAACUCAGUUUUGUAUAUCAUAUUGUAUGGACUUUAUAUGAAAAUGAAUAUUUUACAGUUUGCACAGUAUUAUUUUACAGAGAGGGUAUCAGAGCAUCUACAACCUAGAGCCCCAAAGCAACAGCUUGACUUUGGGGCUUUUAAUUGUUCUAGAAUUUUAACUGCAUCUCAUUUUUCUAGCAUGGUAAUAACUAACGUGUAACUUCCCUGAGAGCAGGAGCUCCCUUGUCUGUAUCUAUCAGAAUGUUUUCUCAACACUUCCAUGUUGGUUCUUCUUAGCUUUUUUUGUACAUAUUUUUUUUUCUAAAGAAAAAAGUUAUUCACAAAAUGAA
Molecule: messenger RNA, 2994 nt
Organism: Bubalus bubalis (water buffalo)
Lineage: Eukaryota; Metazoa; Chordata; Mammalia; Artiodactyla; Bovidae
Gene: PLPPR1
Product: phospholipid phosphatase related 1
Exons: 11
Coding region: 933-1910 (325 amino acids)
Biological process (GO): phospholipid metabolic process; phospholipid dephosphorylation; signal transduction
Molecular function (GO): phosphatidate phosphatase activity
Source: RefSeq, a predicted model, not a curated record